This is a messenger RNA of Symbiodinium sp. CCMP2592, 840 nucleotides long. The record is from the annotation of a GenBank genome assembly. Lineage: Eukaryota; Dinophyceae; Suessiales; Symbiodiniaceae.
AUGAAGCCUCAUGGCGUCGCUCCUCGGGACUGGUUUGGGCAGCGGGGGCAAGGCCGUGUCCAGAGGCGUGCUCGUGGAGAGUACGGCCCUCUGAACCCGCCACAGGUGAUCCCAGCUCGUCCGCCGGCGCCUGCAUCUGGAGCUCGGGUUCCUGCUGAUACUGCUCCUGCUGCCACCACUGAUGCAUCUUCUGGAGCUCCGCUGUCUGCGGAUGCUGCUGGUGUUGCCGAUUCAUCGCGUGGCACGGAGUCUCCAGCCCCGGCGGGCUCAGCUGCGCAGGCUGCAGAGAGUGCCUCUUCGGCCGACCCAGGAGGCUCUGCGGAAGCUGGUGUCGGCGUGUGCACUCCGCCGACGACGAUUGCACCUUCUUCCGAUGAGGAAGAGGCACCGGCGGCGUCAUCGUCUGCACCGAAGCCGGAUGAGCCUGCUGAAGAGUGGCCCUUUCGGAAGUUGGCCAACAUCCGGCGCACAGAGCAGCUGCCCUAUGGAUGGACGAAGGUCAUGCUGGAGGAUGGCCACGCAUAUUGCUUCCACUCCAAGGCCAAAGUCUGCUGCUGGCAUGUGCCUCAGGUGAUGGAUGGGCUUCCCGAUGCUGAGCCGCUUCCGCCCGGCUUCGAGCCGUGGGAGCUCUGGGACCAGUGGGGCUCGAGCAGAACCCUUCGACACUGGUUCAACCCUGUGACUGGCUCGGUGGCUGCCUACCACGUCUUCGCAGAGCUCUACGAGCGCAAGAAGGCCGAGAUGGAGGAGGCCGAGAUGAAGCGGCGUCGCGAAGUGCAGGAGGCUCGCGAUGCUGCUGCUGAGGAGGCUUUGAGGGGGAAGCGCCGGAAGAGGAAAUAG